Manis javanica (Malayan pangolin) is the source of this 731-nucleotide messenger RNA. The record is from RefSeq and is a predicted model, not a curated record. Lineage: Eukaryota; Metazoa; Chordata; Mammalia; Pholidota; Manidae.
CGGGUCCCCGCUCUAGGGGCGUGGCCUCACGCUGCCCCGGGGGCGGGGCCUGAUUCGAGCUCCACCCGCGCCGCCGGAGGCGAAGGGCGAGACCGCCACUCCGCGCUGCGCAGCUGCACCGUGCAGGGACCGAGAGAAGAGCCGACAUGGCUGUCCUCUCCAAGGAAUACGGUUUCGUGGUUCUGACGGGCGCGGCCAGCUUCAUACUGGUGGCUCACCUGGCCAUCAACGUCGCCAAGGCCCGCAAGAAGUACAAAGUGGAGGUAAGGGGGGCCCGGCCCGUGCUGCUUUAUAUAGACAUACUUAAUGGGGUACUUUGUAAAAAAAAAUUCCUUUCUGUCUAUUCCAGGUUGGAAGUAUAUCCCCCCUUCUUAUUUUUUCUAGCUAUUGGAGGUGUUUACCACCCGCGUAUAGCUUCUGGCUUGGGCAUGGCCUGGAUUGUGGGAAGAGCCCUUUAUGCAUACGGCUACUACACAGGAGAACCCAGCAAGCGGAGUCGUGGAGCGCUGGGCUCCAUCGCCCUCAUUGGCCUGAUGGGCACAACUGUGUGCUCUGCCUUCCAGCAUCUUGGCUGGGUCAAAACUGGCUUGGGCAGCGGGUCCAAAUGUUGCCAUUAAAUAAUUAUAGGGUGUUUAAAACCUCUCGUUCAUUUUGAGUGGCUUUACUUUUAUUUCAAGUUACCUUUUUUUUUCUAAAUAUAAUAAAACUUACUGGCAUCAGCCUCAUCCUAA